AUUCGUAACGAGAAAGCUGAAGCACGGCCUGCAAAAUUCCGUUUGCUCAGAAUAAAAAUCACCUUGUCGGAUGGACUUGAAAGGACCCAACAAUACCACUACAGAUUAUGAUUGCCUUUCAUUAUCACAUCCAAAUUCUGUCCUCACUGCCUCUAUGCUAAACCAUGAAUCAUCACUCAAGUCUCCUUUUGUCUUUCUCCUCGGUUUUCGAGAAGGGUUCUACUAAUUGACGUGUUCCCAAAAAAAAAAAGGAAAAAAGGUAAAUAGCAGAUUGGCGGUGGCUUCUCUUAAGGUGGAUGCUUGAAUUGCAGAGUUUAGACAUCUAUAUGCGAGCAUUUCGUAGUUAGGUGUUCUAAUGCUGGAGAAAGCAAACGAUGGUUAAGAGUAGUUUUAUUUUGAUUCUUAUUUUUGUGAUCCUAUUUGGUCUCUUCUCAUCAACUUCGGCCACACCUAUUGCAAGUAAGUAUAAAAAAUUGUGACUGGGGUUGUCUCUAAUGCGGUUUCUGCUCUUCUUAAAUGGCUGUGGUCGUUGAAAUCCACCGCCAAACCAGGUAAGGGUAAUCAAUUUUCGGUGAAGCACAGCCGUUCCAUGAUGAAAUUUGAGAGUGGCUACACUGUGGAGACAAUAUUCGACGGAAGCAAUCUGGGAAUUGAGCCAUACUCAGUUGAAGUAUCAUCAAAUGGGGAGUUUCUGGUGUUGGAUUCCGAGAACAGUAACAUUUACAAGAUCCAUAGUCCAGUGUCUACAUAUAGCAAACCAAAAAUCCUUGCUGGAUCGGCUGAAGGGUACACUGGACACAUAGAUGGGAGGCCUAGAGAAGCAAGAAUGAACCAUCCUAAAGGACUUGCAGUGGAUGGCAGAGGCAAUGUUUACAUUGCAGACACAAUGAAUAUGGCCAUAAGAAAAAUCAGUGAUGAAGGAGUGACCACAAUUGCAGGAGGAAAAAGGGGACAACUAGGAGGUCACGUGGAUGGUCCAGGUGAAGAUGCAAAGUUCUCAAACGAUUUUGAUGUAGUUUAUGCUGGUAGCAGCUGCUCUCUUUUGGUGGUGGAUAGAGGAAACCUGGCAAUCCGAGAGAUUCAACUCCAUCACCAUGACUGCACUACUUACCGACAGCAGCAGGAUGAAGAAGAAGAUGAUGAUGCCAGUUUCCACUUAGGAAUAGCAGUGCUGGUUGCUGCAGGAUUUUUUGGCUACAUGCUGGCAUUGCUACAUUGGAGGGUCAGAGCAAUGUUUUCGUCCUCUGAUGAUCCAAGAGCUUAUUAUAAUACAAGGAAAGGCACGCCAGUUGCAGCACAGCAAAGGCCUCUGAAGUCGGUGAGGCCUCCGUUGAUUCCCAGCGAAGAAGAAUACGAGAAAGAUGAGGGUUUCUUUGGUUCUAUUGGAAGGCUUUUCGUGUAUUCAGGGUCAGCUUUUGUAGAGAUAUUUGGGAGUCUGUUCAGUGGAAGUUCUAGAUGUAAAAGGAAAGCCAUGCAUUACCAGUACCAGCAGCACAUGAACAGACAUUCCAACGCGUGGCCCGUGCAAGAGAGCUUCGUGAUUUCUGAUGAAGACGAACCUCCUCCGAGUUUAGAAACAAGGACCCCGACUCCUAGAGAAACGUGCCCUUAUAUGAAUCAGAAGGACCUGGAAAAGCCUGCCCUGCAACACUUGAACCCACCUCGAGGGGCUUACAUGAGCAACAGGUGGGAUGGUGGUGAGUAUGAUCAACAGAUUCAACAGCAACGCAAGCACCAGAUUCAUCACAAGCAUUAUUCAUCGGGCCCUCAAACCUACUAUGAUCAGAAUUGCGAGCCGAAUGAGAUUGUGUUCGGGGCAGUUCAGGAGCAGGAUGGGAGACGUGAGACCAUGGUCAUCAAAGCUGUUGACUAUGGCGAUCCUAAGUAUAAUCUCCGACCUCGAUUGAACUAUGUCGGCUAUUCCCACGGUUAUUGAACAUCUUAGCCUCCAGAGAGGGACUCGUCAGUCCCUGAAUGGUUUCUUCUCAGCCGUAAAUGCUGUAAAUUUAACCAGUACUAAUGCUUUUGUGAAGUUCUUCUUCGCUGAAUGUCUCUUCCAAUUUAUAAUGCCAUUGGAGAUUGUACAAUUUGAAAGAGAAAGAAAAGAAGCUCUCUGCCACUGCAGAACUGUUAGCGACUAAAUACGUACCCAGCUGUUUUGUAUA
Messenger RNA from Prosopis cineraria, 2165 nucleotides. RefSeq lists its product as uncharacterized. NCBI's taxonomy places the organism in Eukaryota, Viridiplantae, Streptophyta, Magnoliopsida, Fabales, Fabaceae. Bases 590 to 1936 code for a protein of 448 amino acids. The transcript has 7 exons. The record is from RefSeq and is a predicted model, not a curated record.